AUGAAGCUUCAAGUCAGCCUUUUAACCAUCACCGCUGCCCUCCUUUCCACUCCAGCCUUGGCAAUUGCAGUCCCAGUCCCCGACCCAGCCCUCCUACCAGCCCAAACCUCAGGAGCAAGCCACAACCCAAGCACAAAAUACAACUGGCAUUUCGAUCUCUUCAAGGACAAGAAAUGCAACGACGCUGCAAUCAACAUCAGCGGCAGCGGAUCGAGCGGAUGCCGAACAGACGUUCCAAAGGGCGGGAUCCUCGCGUUUACCAGGGUGAACGUUGAUCCGCACUGCACGGUGACGCUGUACCAGGAUAGCAAGUGCUCGAAGAGCCAUGAUAUCGGGACUAUUCAUUCCGACUCGAAGACGAGCUGUGCUGCGGCUUCGAAGAAGAAGGCGCAUGUUAAGAGUUUCCAGGUGAAGUGUUAG
Messenger RNA from Penicillium manginii, 420 nucleotides. RefSeq lists its product as uncharacterized. The transcript has a single exon. Lineage: Eukaryota; Fungi; Ascomycota; Eurotiomycetes; Eurotiales; Aspergillaceae. The coding region runs from base 1 to 420 and encodes 139 amino acids. The record is from RefSeq and is a predicted model, not a curated record.